AUGGAGACUUUGGCCAACGACACGCAUCCACAGUGGUGGAAAGAUUCUGGUAUGCGGAAACUCAAUUUUCUGCUCCUCGCAUGUUACAUAGGGGCCAUGGCCAACGGCUACAUCAGCUCUCUGAUCUCAAAUCUCAUUGCCAACCCCAGAUACUUCCACGAUAUACAGGGACUUUCCCAUCCUAAGUUACUCGGAUUGGUUACAGCUGCUCAAUCUAUGGGAUGCAUUGCUGCUUUCUUUCCAGCACCCUGGCUAUCGGACAAGUACGGCCGUCGCGUGGGAAUCAUCGUUGGUAACAUUGGAAUGAUAGCCGGCUUUACGGGGCAAAUAUUCUGCACAAGAUUUGAUCAAUUCCUUGGAAUGCGUAUACUCGUUGGCUUUUCGAGCAUCUCCAACACGAUUUCGUCCUCGGCUCUACUCGUCGAACUGGCGCAUCCACGUCAAAGAGCUAUUGCAGGUGCGCUCUUCAACACAUGCUACUUCAUUGGUUCGAUUACUGCGGCUUGGGCAUCCUACGGGGCUCUGAGAAUACGGGGUUCAUGGUCAUGGAAGUUACCGGUUGCUAUCCAGCUGUUCUGGUCACUAGCGCAGCUGAGUUUGAUCAUGUUCUGCCCCGAGUCACCUAGAUGGCUUGUUCGGCAUGGGGAACAAGAGAAGGCCAAAUCUAUCAUGGUACGGUAUCAUGCUAAUGGUCUUGAUGGAGAUGAGCUAGUGUGUUCGGAGUUCGCAAGGAUGUGUGCAUCGACUGCGGUUGAGGCUCAGAACAACACGACUGGCUGGCUUGCUUUGCUUGCGACACCAGGCAACCGCAAACGUCUCAUUCUGUCCGUGGUUAUAGCCGUAGCCACACAGUGGGUUGGAAACGGAAUCAUCAGCUUCUACUUAGCGCCGGUACUGCGAACGGUCGGAAUCACCAACUCCCUCCACCAACAAGGCAUCAACGGCGGACUCCAGAUCUACGUCUGGCUCUUAGCUUGUGGUGCCGCACUUUUAUGCGAGAAGGCUGGUCGACGGCGCCUCUUCCUGACAUCCACUGGCUUGAUGUUAGUCUUCAUGGUGCUCAUAACGAUCUGCUCGGCUCUAUACUCAGCUACCGGCUCCACAUCUGCAGGCUACGCAGUCAUCGUGUUCCUCUUCCUCUUCUUCGGCGGCUAUGUCAUUGGUCUGACACCCAUACCCAUCCUCUACGUCAAUGAAAUCUGGCCGAGCCAUCUUCGAACCAAAGGCACAAGUGUAUUUUGGGUAUCACAAGCAGUAUCUAUUACCUUCAACCAGUUUGUGAAUCCGGUGGCGAUUGACAAGAUUGCUUGGAAGUACUAUUUGGUCUACAUUGGUGUUCUGAUCGCUGUUAUCAACUUCAUAUUCUUUUACGUGCCGGAGACGAAGGGCCUGUCUUUGGAGCAGAUUAGUGGUAUAUUCGAUCCUGUACAGGAAGUCACUGUCGAACUACAAGAUGUAAGACGAAAGGACAGGGCGUAA
Alternaria atra is the source of this 1479-nucleotide messenger RNA. RefSeq lists its product as uncharacterized. The transcript is spliced from 2 exons. NCBI's taxonomy places the organism in Eukaryota, Fungi, Ascomycota, Dothideomycetes, Pleosporales, Pleosporaceae. Bases 1 to 1479 code for a protein of 492 amino acids. The record is from RefSeq and is a predicted model, not a curated record. Gene Ontology annotation, cellular component: membrane. Gene Ontology annotation, biological process: carbohydrate transport; transmembrane transport. Gene Ontology annotation, molecular function: carbohydrate:proton symporter activity.